Epithele typhae is the source of this 1908-nucleotide messenger RNA. RefSeq lists its product as uncharacterized. NCBI's taxonomy places the organism in Eukaryota, Fungi, Basidiomycota, Agaricomycetes, Polyporales, Epitheliaceae. The record is from RefSeq and is a predicted model, not a curated record. The transcript is spliced from 8 exons. Bases 1 to 1908 code for a protein of 635 amino acids.
AUGGCUCCGUACCCGGCGUACGCUCCCCAAUCUCCCUCCUCCAACAUCCCCUACUCGAACGUCCGCCAGAACUCUCUCCCUCAAACCAAUGCCUACCCGCCUCCCAACCGAUACGACCGCAGCGCGACGUCCCUAGACUCCGAAGACAGCGCGGACCACGACAAGGCCAAGUGGCACGCACCCGGCGCCAUGGGCCCCCGCGGCCCCGCCGUCGAGGUCCGCGCAGUGACCCGCACUCCAAGCCCAACCCCAAGCGAGGCGAAGGAGCUCAAGAAGUCCGGCAUCUUCGACUGGCAGGCGAUGUCCAAACUGCGGUACUGGUUCAGGAAGGAGUGGGCUUGGUACUACAUCAUCUUCAUCGUCUGUCUCGUUGGCGCCAUCCUCUUCACUGUCUACCACAAGACGAUCGUCAACCGGCUUCGACCCGCAGCGGACUGGAUGCACGACCUCCCGUUCGGUUGGACCAUCCCCAUCGCUGUGCUCUUCGUCAUCUCCUUCCCGCCUUUGUUUGGACAUGAGAUCGUUGCUAUUCUGUGUGGUCUCGUGUGGGGGCUUGGUGUUGGAUUCGCUAUUGUCGCCGCUGGAACCUUCCUUGGAGAGUUGGGCAACUUCUACGCGUUCAAGUACUGCUGUGCGGCACGUGGAGAGAAGCUUGAGCGGGACAAGCUUAGCUAUGCUUGUCUCGCUCGUGUCGUUCGCGAAGGAGGCUUCAAGAUCGCACUGAUUGCGCGUCUGAGCGCUAUUCCUGGUCACUUCACCACCGCGGUUUUCUCGACCUGCGGUAUGGGUGUGAUCACGUUCUCCAUCGCCGCCAUCCUCUCCUUGCCCAAGCAGUUCAUCACUGUCUAUCUUGGUGUUGCCCUCGAACAGUCGGAAGAUGGCCAUUCGAGCACCAAAGAUACCAUCAUCAAGGACUCCGUGCUCGGUGUCACUGCCCUCGUUACCAUCGGCGCCAUGUGGUACAUCUACGACCAGAUGAACAAGGUCAAGGUCCCAGUCAUCUACGAACGGCGCAAGGCUCGUCAAGCGAAGCUCGACAUGGCUGCUGCCCCCGGUAUGCCUUACGGCAACACCGCCAUGCUUGAAUCCACCGCUUCCGUCGCUUUUGACCCCUCGACGUCGACGGUUGACAUCCCCCUCAACGGCUACCAGCGCCCGGCGUACAACCAGCACCCAUACGCUGCCGCCGGUCGGGGCAUGCACGCCCCGCAGCCGCGCCGCCCCCAACAACCGAUGAGCGAGCGCUACCCGAACGCAGCUCUUCCUCCCGGAGCGGGCUACGCUUACCCUGUCCUUCCUUCAGAGCUCCCGAGCCACCGUGUCGUGCCCGGACCUGGUGGGGACCCCUUCUCGGAUGGCGCACGGGUCCUGCAUCAACAACAGCAGCAAGCCGGCGUAUCAUACCAGCGCCAAGGGCCUGCUCGCGGGUACGGCUCCCCUCCACCCGACACGUUCCCUAGUGCAGGUGGGCAGCGUCGCGGGCCUCGCCAUCCUGGCCUCCAAGAACCCUCACCGAGGCCGCAGCAAGAGUAUGCUCAGCAGCCACAGCCGACGCGCUCGCCACCCCCGGUGGCGCACAGCCCGACGAACCCGUACGAGCAGAGCGCGUACGCCGCGCACUCGUACGCGUCCCCCGCGUCGCCGCCGCCGCUGCCGAGCAUGGCCGCCACGCAGAACCCGUUCUCGGACCCGAGGGUGAUGCCGAACCCGUACGAGCAGCGGUCGGUCGCUGCGUCUGCCCCUCCAGCUUCGCACGGACAGGAGAUGCCGAACCCGUACGAACGCCACGCGGCCCAGCCGACGGACGCGACGUUCUACACCGCGCACUCGCGCUCGGCCACGGAGGAGCCGCUGUACCCGCCCGAGAAGGAGGAGCCGCCGUCGUACAUGUCGCACGAGCACCGCUAG